Molecule: messenger RNA, 828 nt
Organism: Cladophialophora yegresii CBS 114405
Lineage: Eukaryota; Fungi; Ascomycota; Eurotiomycetes; Chaetothyriales; Herpotrichiellaceae
Exons: 1
Coding region: 1-828 (275 amino acids)
Biological process (GO): rRNA (guanine-N7)-methylation
Cellular component (GO): nucleolus
Molecular function (GO): rRNA (guanine) methyltransferase activity
Source: RefSeq, a predicted model, not a curated record
AUGUCGCGCCCUGAGGACCUCCUCCCUCCGGAUCUAUACUACGAUGACACCGCCUCGGCCAAAUACACGACCUCUUCGCGCAUCCAGGCCAUUCAAUCCUCCAUGACGCACCGGGCGCUUGAUCUACUCGACCUGCCCUCUCCAUCGCUUGUCCUCGACAUUGGCUGCGGCUCGGGUCUGUCGGGCGAAAUCCUCUCCGAAGAAGGCCACAUCUGGGUGGGCAUGGACAUUGCGCCGUCGAUGCUGGACAUUGCGCUCCAAAGAGAAGACGUCGACGGCGAUUUGUUCCUGGCGGACAUGGGCCAGGGGAUACCCUUUCGGGCCGGCAGCUUCGACGCAGCCGUGUCGAUCAGUGCGGUGCAAUGGCUGUGUAAUGCCGAGAGCAGCGGCGUGAGCCCCGAGGGCCGACUGCGCAGGUUCUUCGACGGCCUGUACGCGGCGCUGAAGAGAGGGGGACGGGCAGUGUUGCAGUUCUACCCGAAGAACGACGCCCAGCGGAAUAUGAUUUCGCAAGCUGCUGUGCGGGCGGGGUUCGGGGCGGGCAUACUCGAAGAUGAUGGCGGGACGAAGAACGUCAAGACCUAUUUGGUCUUGAGCGUCGGUGGAGGGGAUAUCACUGAGCGGGUGAGAGACAUGGAGGGCGUGGAUGUCGAGGAUGGACGCCGGAUCAGGGACGCCAAGGUGGCGAUGAAGGGCAAGGGCUCUGCUGGUGAUGUGAAGGGAAGUAAGGCCUGGGUGUUGCGGAAGAAGGAGAAGAUGAGGGGUAAGGGCAAGGCAGUCAAGAUGGAUUCCAAGUACACGGGCCGCAAGAGGGGGCCGAAGUUUUGA